UGGAUUGUUGAGCUAUCAGCACCUCCCUGGACCUUUCCCUGCCUGCCUGUUAUCGUGUGGACGAGUGAGUGGAUUUGUGUUGCCCCGUUGUGGAGAGAGAAGAGAGAGCCGUUGGAGAGUGUCUGAUUCCCGUCCUCCCCUUCACAUGCCCCGGACCGCUGGACCCCCCUCCCCUCCCUCCAGCACGUUGUAAAUAGUCUCACCUGGUGUCGUGUGUACUAAUAAACUGUCUACUCUGCUAGGAUUCCCGGUCUGCGCCUGAGUCCAUUAACUAAACCGUGACAGAACAAUCCAGCCAGCAUGGACUCAGCGGGUCGGGACCCAGCCGCUCAGGACCCUGUCGCUCAAGCACUCAUCGCUCAGGGAGCUGCUCUGGCCCGACAUGAGCAAAUGCUCGAGCGGCUCCAUAACGAAAUGGCGGCGCUCACGCAGGCGGUCGCUCGCUUAACUCCUCUGGAAAGUAAUCCCCAGCCGGCAGUUCCUGCCCCCCAGGAGCCCCCGCCUGCCGCUGUCGCAGCCGUUGCGAGCGCACCUUCGGCACCUCAGCCACCCUCAGAUGGACCCCUGCCCACUCCAGAACCUUUUACGGGUGAGUGGGACAAGUGUGCUGGUUUUCUGGCUCAAUGUACUCUUGUUUUUCGUGAGCAGCGGCGCUUCCAUAAUAACGACGGGGCCAAAAUAACCUUUUUUGUCCAACUGCUGCGGGACCGGGCCUUAAAGUGGGCUCAGGUCGUGCUUAGCUCGGACCCCGGGAUUUCCUAUGCUGACUUUCUGUCAAAAUUCCAUACUGUGUUCAAUAAGGGCUCGGGCGCCGAGGCUGCCGCGCUUCGUCUGCUAAACUUCAAGCAAGGUAAGCGGAGCAUGUCUGACUAUUCUAUUGAUUUUUGGAUUCUGGCUGAGGAGACAGGCUGGGGACAGGAGGCCUUAAGGAGUGCACUGCUUAACAAUGUUCGUGAAGAGGUGAAAGAUGAGCUUAUCAUGCGAGAUCUCCCUGACUCUCUUACCGAAUUAAUGGCUCUUUGCAUUAAGGUGGAUGAUCGACUGAGAGCUCGUCGUCUGCCGCGACACUACAGUUCCCAGGAGGCCGCGGGGCAGUUGAGGGCUGGCUCCUCAUCGGAGCUCAGCUCUUCCCGGCAAGCAGAGAGCGCAGACGGAGGAGAGCAACCCAUGCAGAUAGGAGGCUCACAUCUUUCAGCCGCGGAACGCCAGCGCCGCAUCACUGCCGGCCGGGAUCUCGCAACGUCAAGCCGGACGCCCUGUCCCGACAGUUCUCCACCUCGGAAGGCCUGGCGGACCCUGCACCCAUCCUCCCGGCAACCUGUGUGGUGGGGGCCAUCUCCUGGGAGAUCGAGUCUACCGUUCGCGAGGCUCAGAGAACGGAGCCGGAUCCAGGAGGCGGACCGGCGGGGCGCCUAUUCGUUCCCCAAACCGUCAGGCCUCAGACCGUGGUCACAUAUUUCUCUGGAUUUUGUGACCGGCCUCCCACCAUCUGCAGGUAAUACAGUCAUACUCACAAUCGUCGACCGUUUCUCCAAGGCAGCUCACUUUGUUGCUCUGCCCAAGCUACCUACAGCAUUGGAGACCGCACGUCCACUCACCAAUCACGUCUUUCGCCUGCACGGCAUUCCGGAUGACAUCGUGUCUGACCGGGGACCCCAAUUCACAUCCCGAGUGUGGAAAGAGUUCUGCGCCUCAUUUGGGUCUAAGGUCAGCCUGUCCUCUGGAUAUCAUCCGCAGAGCAACGGCCAGUCUGAACGGGCGAACCAAGAGUUGGAGGCGGCCCUGCGCUGUGUCGCCUCUUCCAAUCAGGCAGUCUGGAGCGAGGAACUGCCGUGGAUCGAAUACGCCCACAACAGCAUGACCACCUCCGCCACGGGCCGGUCACCUUUCGAAGCUUCUCUGGGAUUCCAGCCACCUCUUUUCCCCUCCAUCGAAGGCGAACACUCUGUGCCAUCAGUCCAGGCACAUCUGCGUAGGUGUCGUCGGGUAUGGAAGGCCACCCGGGCUGCGUUAUUGCGCACCAAGGACCGCAAUAAACGCUUUGCCGACCGCCAUCGGUCCUCUACCCCGCCUAUGCUGUCGGACAAAAGCUCAAACUGCCUCGCAACAUGA
Molecule: messenger RNA, 2112 nt
Organism: Oreochromis aureus
Lineage: Eukaryota; Metazoa; Chordata; Actinopteri; Cichliformes; Cichlidae
Exons: 5
Coding region: 301-2112 (603 amino acids)
Biological process (GO): DNA integration
Molecular function (GO): nucleic acid binding
Source: RefSeq, a predicted model, not a curated record